This is a messenger RNA of Lodderomyces pseudojiufengensis, 2235 nucleotides long. It is a transcript of the gene RRN11, whose product is annotated as Rrn11p. The record is from RefSeq and is a predicted model, not a curated record. Gene Ontology annotation, biological process: transcription initiation at RNA polymerase I promoter; nucleolar large rRNA transcription by RNA polymerase I. Gene Ontology annotation, molecular function: TBP-class protein binding; RNA polymerase I general transcription initiation factor activity; RNA polymerase I core promoter sequence-specific DNA binding. Bases 1 to 2235 code for a protein of 744 amino acids. Lineage: Eukaryota; Fungi; Ascomycota; Pichiomycetes; Serinales; Debaryomycetaceae. Gene Ontology annotation, cellular component: RNA polymerase I core factor complex. The transcript has a single exon.
AUGAUAUUUGAAGACAUAACAGACAAUUAUAAAAAAUAUCGACGAUCAAAACAAAACCAAACUCAAAUUAUUUCGAAAUAUGUUGAAUUGAAAAAAUACAAUCAAAUUUAUGAAACCUUAAACAAAGUUCAAAAGUGUAAAAUCUCUAGUCCGAAAGUCAAAAGUAAAGUUUUACGAAUAAUUCAUAAGGAAUUAGAUAAGAAAUUAAAGCCCGAAGAAACUUUUGAAAUAUGGCAUUAUGAUUUGAACAAGCAGAAUGAUGACCGGAAAAUGAAGACCAAACGAAAGAAAAGCAAAAAAAAUGAAAAAAAGAACAAGAAUGAGGACAACAAUAAUGGCUUAGAGACAAAUGUCAGUGAUAGUUCAAGACCUGAUGUUGAUCCAUUGACAUUGACGAUUCAAGAAUAUCUCAAUACAAAAGUUGCCAACCCAAAUCUUAAUGCAGAAGAUCAGGAAAACCAAAUUUUAAAUGGAGAUAUACCUGGAGUCGAAUCAGAGAGUGAUGAGGAUGAAUAUUCUAAUGACAAAUAUAUCGAAUAUGAUAUUAGAUCAACUCAUGAAAUUGAAAAUUUAACUAAUGCAUUUGACACAAAGAACACAAUCACCAAGACCAAAUUUAUCAUUGAGUCAAGUGGGAUGGAAAUUUUACCAAAUCAAGAAAUAUUCAAAGAAUCAAUAACAAAUAAACAUUUGAAUAAUUUGAAUACUUUAUUGCACUUUAAUAUGCUACGUAAAAAUUGGGAUGUUGCGUAUAAUAUAUUUUGUCUUAUUAUUAGGUUCCCCAUGGUUGAUGUAAGGUUGAUAUGGCCAUUAGGUAUUGAGAUCCUAACUGAAUUAUCCAAAAAUUUAUCAAAUAAAGCAUCAUCAACUUAUGAGCUAAAAAUCACUAAAUUUUUCAAUUAUUUAAAUUCAUUUUAUUUGGUCAAUUAUAGAAAUCAAAUAGCUUUGGAAAUUUCAGAUAGAACAUCAUUAGCUCCAACCUGGAGGGUUGGUACAAAAACAUUAACUCCCUUGUAUUUAUUAACGUCAUUGUGGUAUUUGUUUGUUGCGAAAAAAGCUUAUGUGCAGAUCUUAAAUCGUGUAUCCGAAUUAAUAUUAGAACCGCCUUAUCAUGACGAAGGGGCAUUGUAUUUUAUAUCAAUAUUAUGUUGUUUGAAUUUGAUGGUCAGUUCAAUAAACAUGUAUGAUCUACAAAUCAAUGACCGAGAGAAAUUUCAUGCUAUGGAAAAUAGUGAAUUCAGAACAUUCAAUGAGUGUGAAGCAACCUUGGACAAUUACAAAGAGAUGAUAGAUAAAAAUGUUGAAAUGUGCUUGAAAUUGAAUUUUUGUAUUCCUGAGGACGAGAUCGAGGAACAAUGUAGUCAUAUCAGGGAAACUUUGGUUGGAAUUGAAGCAACUAAACAGCUGACACCAAAAAGAACAUCAUCUUCAAGCUCACUAUUUGAUGAAGAGGAAGAUAAAACUAUUGUUGAUAAUUUUGAUCCUACACUAGAUGGAGAUAUCGAUGAACCUGCAGUUGAUGGAGAUGUCCACUAUAACAAAAUCCUCGGUAAUGAAGAAUUUGGUGACGAAUUCGAAUUCGAAAUCGACGAUAAAAACAUAUAUGAUGACUCAAAUACCAGACUUAUCAACGAAGGCGAGAAUGAGAAAGAUAUCGAGGAUGAUUAUGAUGACUGGGGUGAUAUCGAAUCCGACAAGGAAGAAGAAUUGAAUGGAAGUCAAGUUAUUGAUACCUCAACACAGCAAAAUUUAGUCAUUGAUCACAAACAGGAAGAUGAUAGUGAAUUUGAGGGAGUAGAAGAUGAUUGGUCUCGAAUUAAAUCUGAUGCUAAUUCUGAUGAUGAAGCCCCGCCUAGACCUGUUCAGAAAAUAGAGAAUUCAUUACCAAAUGGUGCAGAUGAUGUUGAUUUUGAAGUUGAUUUGAAAAAUGGCCUUUUACACGAGACUAACAAACCGAGUCAUAAGUAUGAAGAAGAGAAGAAUAAUGUAUCUGACGAAGAUGAGUGGGCAGAAAUUGAGUCAGAUCUUGAUGAAACCUCAGAAGUUUCAAAUCCACCAGCAAAAUUAGUUAAUGAUACUCAACAAGAAACUAAAGACAAUUACAUUAAUGAAUCGACUUCGAAAGAAGAAUCGGUGAUGAGUUCUGCGAUCACGACUGCUAUAGAUGAGAGUGAUGGUAAAAUGGAUGAGUUUGACGGUUGGAGUGAGAUUGAGUCAGAUGACAUAGACGAUUAG